Molecule: messenger RNA, 1752 nt
Organism: Tarenaya hassleriana
Lineage: Eukaryota; Viridiplantae; Streptophyta; Magnoliopsida; Brassicales; Cleomaceae
Product: mitogen-activated protein kinase kinase kinase NPK1-like
Exons: 1
Coding region: 619-1674 (351 amino acids)
Biological process (GO): protein phosphorylation
Molecular function (GO): protein kinase activity; ATP binding
Source: RefSeq, a predicted model, not a curated record
AAUUUGUUACAUUAUUAAACCGCGGAGGAAUAAAGUCAGAAGAAUCUGACUGAACAAAGCAUUUAAAACGAUAACAACAAAUAUUACGGAGGUUACUAAAAGUAUCUCACCAAAUAUCAUCAAGGAUGGUACAGGAUUUAUAACCGAUGGAAAAAUAUCUGUCUGUACACAGCGAAAGAUAGCCCCAACAUUCCGAAUCUGAAGAUGAACAAGGGUCGUGCGAUGAUAUUUGAAAAUUCAGCACGUUAUUCAUAUCGUUUUUAGCAGUCCAACCAAGAAAUAUCCGCCAUCGCCACGUGCAUUAACUCCCCCUGAAAUUCAAACUUUUGGAAUUCACAAAAUUUUAUUAUUAAAAAGUUUCAAAAUCCGAGGAAAAAAGGAAGUAUUUAAAAACAAAUUGGAAAAAUCAGUAUAUAAAAUGGAAACCUUGCGCCAGGAGGCACAAACAACAGUCACGAGCCUCGUGCUCUGUUUUUUCCUCUCCUUCGCUUCUUCCCGCUUGCCAAGGAAACCAGAUCCUAAUUGGCUAAAAAAAAGGAAGCUUUUCUUCAUAAAUCACAAAAAAAUCUAAAAACCCAGUGCGAAAUUUCAUCAAGAUUCGCAUCGGAGAUUGCUUCCAUGGAGUGGGUUCGAGGAGAAACAAUCGGAUACGGGACCUUCGCCACCGUCAGUUUAGCGACACCGGCGAAGAAAUGUUCUGGAGAAUUCCCGCCGUUGAUGGCCGUGAAAUCCGCUGACUCUUACGGAGCCGCCUCGCUCGCGAACGAGAAAUCGGUGCUGGAUCAGCUCGGUCACUGCCCUGAGAUCGUACGGUUCUUCGGCGAUGAUCGGACGGUGGAGAACGGAGAGGAGAUGUGCAACCUGUUCUUGGAGUACGCCUCGAGAGGAAGCUUGGCCACCCACGUGAAGAAAUCCGGCGGGGACGGUCUACCGGAAUCCGCUGUGCGCCGUCACACCCUAUCAGUCCUCCGGGGACUGUGUCACAUCCACGCGAAUGGCUUCGCUCACUGCGACAUCAAGCUCGGGAACAUUCUGAUGUUCGGUGACGGCGCCGUUAAGAUCGCUGAUUUCGGGCUGGCGAAGAGAACCGGAGUUACUAACGGAGAAGAGACGGUGUCAGAAGGGUCGCAGAUCAGAGGAACGCCGUUGUAUAUGGCACCGGAGUCGGUGAACGACAACGAGUACGGAUCAGAAGCGGACGUGUGGGCGUUCGGAUGCGCCGUAGUUGAGAUGUUCAGCGGGAAAACGGCCUGGAGUUUCAAAGAAGGAUCGAACUUCAUGUCGUUGCUGAUGCGCAUCGGUGUUGGAGACGAACUUCCGAGGAUUCCCGAGGAGUUGUCGGAAGAAGGAAGAGAUUUCUUGUCCAAGUGCUUCGUUAAAGAUCCCAAAAAGAGAUGGACGGCUGAGAUGCUUUUGAGCCACCCGUUCAUAGCCGUCGAUCUCGAGCAUGAAGAUGAUGAUGAUGGUCGAGAAGAAAUCUUUGUGGAACUGCAGAAGGAUGAAGUUUCGGUCUCACCUAGAGGCCCUUUAGAUUUCCCCGACUGGGUUUCGGAAUCGUCGGAUUCGCAGACGCAAUGUCAGCCGUACGAUUCGCUGGAGGAGAUAAUCGGCAGUCUGGCAACUGACUGUUCCCCUGACUGGUCUGUCACGCAAGGUUGGGUCACCGUCCGGUGAUUGUAGUUAGAAAAACAGGGUUGUCACAGUCAGGAGGGGGUUUAGCCAAAUCCAAGAUUCUAAUACAUUGUGACCAUU